This is a messenger RNA of Orussus abietinus, 1295 nucleotides long. RefSeq names its product lachesin (gene DIP-lambda). The transcript has 8 exons. NCBI's taxonomy places the organism in Eukaryota, Metazoa, Arthropoda, Insecta, Hymenoptera, Orussidae. Gene Ontology annotation, cellular component: neuron projection. The record is from RefSeq and is a predicted model, not a curated record. The coding region runs from base 6 to 1295 and encodes 429 amino acids.
UCUUCAUGGCAGCACGCAGACUCGCUGCGCUUUUCGCCGCGGUACUGCAACUUUGUCUCUGUCAAAAAUCGCCGCCGGUGGAGCCGGAAUUCUUAGCACCUCUGGAGAACCAUACCGUGGUCCAGGGGAGAGACGUGUACUUCACCUGCGUCGUCAAUCACCUGCAAUCGUACAAGGUAGCCUGGAUCAAGUCGGACUCGCGAGCGAUCCUCGCCAUUCAAAAUCACAUGGUGACCCACAAUUCGCGACUCUCGGUCACUCACAACGGACACAACACGUGGAAGUUGCACGUAUCGAACGUCCAGCGGAACGACUCCGGCACGUACAUGUGCCAGGUGAACACCGACCCCAUGCGCAGCCAGAUGGGGUACAUGGUCGUCCUGAAACCACCGGACAUCGCGGACGACGAGUCGGCCAACGGCCUCGUGACGAAGGAGGGGGGCAACGUCAGGCUGCGGUGCGUGGCCACCGGGACCCCCGAGCCCAACGUCACCUGGCGCAGGGAGGACGGACAGAACUUCACUCUUCGAGGAGAGGGAGUCAAGCAGUCCGUCAAGACUUACGAGGGGGAGAUCCUGGAGCUGACGGGGGUGCUUCGACAGGAGAUGGGGACCUAUCUCUGCAUCGCGAGCAACGGGAUACCACCGACGGUCAGCAAGCGGUACUCCGUUCAGGUCACUUUUCCACCGCUGAUCAAGGUGAACAACCAACUGGUGGUGGCGCCGAUCAACAGCGACGUGACGUUGCAGUGUCACGUCGAGGCUUCGCCGCAUGCUCUGAACACCUGGCUCAGGGACACGGGGACGAAGUUGUUGCACAGCGACGUGUACUCGAUGGCGGAGGCUGCCCUGAGCGAGUACUCCUGGGUGAUGAACCUGACGGUCAAGAGGAUCGAGAAGCACGACUUCGGGGGGUACAUCUGCUCCUCCGUGAACGCCCUCGGAAGGGCGGAGGGCAGCGUGCACCUGCAAGAGCUGCAUCCCGCGAAGACGACGCCGGGCACGUGGACGAGGAACCCGGACCUCGAGCCCAGGAGAAAGCCCGAGAAGGGCAGGAAAAAGAACCGACGUCCCCCCGGGGAGAGAUUCGACAACGGGGAGAGGUUCUUCCCGGAGGACGACCUCGGGACGACGCAGAUCAUGGGCGGCAGCACGCAAGAGGGUCAACGCACGGAGAGGCCCCUGACGAUACCCUCCAUGUCCCCCCCGUUGGUCGCCGCCAACGCCGCGAACUCGCGAAAGUUCUUCUUGCCGCGAAUGGUCGUGCUUCUGUUGCCGCUCGCCACGGCGCUGUAA